CAAGGACAGGGCAUCCUCAGAUCAUCUUGGAAAGGGAGAAAGGAUGACAGCGAUGGAUCAUCAGUUCCCUUCUUGGAUCUUUGUCAAUGAGAGGACAUUUAUAACCAGGGAACAACUCAAUUCCUUACUAGAGACUUACAAUGUUUUCUAUGAAAACCAGAAAAACCUGCAUAUAUUGUAUGGACAGACUGAAGAUGGGCAGCAGAUUGUUGAAGGCAUGCUGGACAUUUUCUGGGGAGUAAAACGACCCAUACAGCUGAAAAUACAAGAUGAGAAGCAAGCCUCUUCCUUUGAUCUGUUGAAGUCACCGGAAACCUUUUCCAGCAAAGGGAGGAUGACUCGCUGGGGAGAAUUUGAUGACCUUUAUCGUAUCAGUGAGCUGGACAGGAACCAAAUUCCAGCAUCUGAAGCCAGGCAUUUCCCAGAAGACUAUUUAUCUUACCACAGCACUCUGAAGCCAUAUGCAGAUGAAGAGCCUGAAUCCCCAUUGCUCUACAGGACCAUGAGUGAGGCAGCUUUGGUAAGAAAAAGGAUGAGGGCCCCAGAAAUGUACAGAAAAGAUAGAAUGGGGAUGCUAAAGAACCACAGAGCCUCUAUCAACGGACACUUCUAUGACCAUGAGACAUCCAUCUUCACCCCAACAUUUGGAUCAGAGACUAAGGUCAGAGCCAACAGUAUCAUGACAACUGAAGAAGUAAUAAAGCAACUUCUGCAAAAAUUUAAGAUUGAGAAUAGCCCUCGGGAUUUCGCUCUUUACAUUAUUUUUGGGACAGGAGAGCAGAGAAAGCUAAAGAAGACUGAUGUUCCACUGCUGCAGAGGCUAGUACAAGGGCCAUCCAAAAGCAAUGCUCGGAUCUUCCUCAUGGAUAAAGAUGCCGAAGAAAUUAGCAGUGAUGUGGCUCCGUACAUUAAUUUUCACUUUUCUUUCUUGGAAUCUAUCCUUCAAAGAUUAGAUGAAGAAGAGAAAAUGGAGACCGAGAGAAUAAUGGCAAAAUUCAAUACUGAAAGGGCCUUUAUACUGAGAUGUCUUCAGAGUAAACAGGCAGCGAAAACAGAGACCACAGUCUAGAAGCGCAGCAGCUCCUGAUAGUAAGCCCUCCUCAACGGAGUUAGAGGAGUCACUGCUGAAUCAGUGUUCGGUCUGCUCUGCAACCUAGUAUGCAUGACCCUGAAGCUUUGGAAAACUGAAUGCCAAGAACCUGCUUCCUCUUUGAAAUGCUGAGGUUGGCUAUGGUUCAGAGUUGUACCAAGGCAAGAUGGGACUUCAUUUCAGUAACUGAAGGAAGCCUGCACAUUGCGUAUUCCAAAUGUCAUCGAUAGCAAGUUCUUGAGUGAGCCCAGACUGAAGUGGGCUCUGUUCCUAUCACUUGGUUUAAACUUGUUUUAUCUUGCACUUUUAUAAGAGCUGAGAUACUCAAUGACUCAUAAAUGAUUAGAAGUAAACAUUUCCAGUUCUUGAUGUCAACAAGAAACACAUGCUCAAGCCAUCAGAGAUCUGAACUGACAAUGUUUCACGGUUGUGUGAACAUUUGAGCAUUUUCAUCAAAUUUGGAAAUAGAUCUACACAGGCUGAUGAUUUUUAACUUUGUAGUAUCAGAGCUGCCUGACCUUUUAGAAUAAAAUGGUUUAGGACUUUGUAAAGAAACCUAAACUCGAGGCUGGAUAGAUGGCUAAGUGGUUAAGAGCAUUGACUACUGUUCCAGAAAACCCAGGUUCAGUUCCCAGCACCUACAGAGCAAUUCUCCAACCAUCUGCAGCUUCUGUCCUAGAGGAUUUGAUACCCAUCUAUGUGGACAUUGCAAGCACAUGGUGCACAGACACAGAGGCAGGCAAAACAGCUAUACAUAUAAAACAAUAAACAAAUAUUAUUUUUAAAAAAACUAAACU
Mastomys coucha (southern multimammate mouse) is the source of this 1887-nucleotide messenger RNA. RefSeq names its product Ras association domain family member 6 (gene Rassf6). Gene Ontology annotation, biological process: signal transduction. NCBI's taxonomy places the organism in Eukaryota, Metazoa, Chordata, Mammalia, Rodentia, Muridae. The transcript has 11 exons. The record is from RefSeq and is a predicted model, not a curated record. Bases 44 to 1069 code for a protein of 341 amino acids.